AUGCUCCAACCAAGGGAAGCUGAUGUGCCUGUGCUCUUUCUUGUCUUCAUUGUACUUCCUGUGGUAGCUUAUUUUCUUCUUGGGAGAUGGCAUGAGGCUGCAAGUAAGAAGGCAAGGGUAAGUGUGCUUGCGCAGCGAGCUGCAGAAGAAGCCUUUAGAGUGGAAACAAUGGCCUGCCCGGAUGUUAUGCCUCCAGGGCCUUCUUUGAGAACUAUGCCCUAUUUCAGACCUGCGCCUUCAAUAAGACAGGAAUUCCAUGAAUGUGCAACUUGCCAUGCCCCUGCAAAGACUCGCUGCUCCAGAUGCAAGUCUGUUAGAUACUGCUCUGGAAAGUGUCAAAUAAUACACUGGAGGCAAGGACAUAAGGAAACAUGCCAAAAAUGGCUUGGUAGCGGUUCUAGCAGCUUUGGUGGGUCUGGCCCUGAGGCUUCUGAACAGAUGCCCUUCUUGACUAACUUAAAUUCACCUCUUCCGGGUGGUGACGUUCACUUGCGUGACCUGAACUUUGAUACUUUAUCAGAGCCAUCCUUCCCCACAACUGAUGGCUACAAUCUAGAUUCUGAUCCAUUUCCGACAGACAGAAGCAACAUGAAUAAAUCAAAUCAAGGUCUUCAUACGAGCGAGAAUGGUGCUGUUGGCGCAUCUUAUGAAAAGAACAAUUACAAUGCUGACGAUGAAAUCCGCUCUUCCGAGAUUUUAUCAGGGAACAAGGUGUCAAACAACUAUUUUGGUUGUGCAGAUGGGAUGAGUGGUAAUGGUGAUGCAACUUAUCCUGUCAAAAGUAAUGCACAGCAACCUAGCAAUUGUGCUCCUGAAAUAAGAAAACGGACAAAAUCAAGCAUCACAGUUUAUGAGCCUGACAUGGGGGUCUACUUAACUUCUGAUAUGGUUAGUUCCUGUGAGGGGCCAUAUGCUUCUGCCAGUGAGCCACUGCAAAGGAGUUUGUCAUCUGGAAGAACUAUUGGGAAAGCAAAUUUGGUGAACAAGAGGCCUCCAUGCCCAUCAGGUAAGGUGACUUCAUCACAGAAGUCACAGGAGAGGGUGUCUACAUCAUAUCAAAACGAUGGCCAUGAGAAGAACCCUUGCAACAAAAAUGACCAAAGAUCUAUCCAAACAACUGAAUCAACAAGCAGCAACCUACAAGGAUGCAAUGGAAUCUCAAAGUUUGGAGCAUCCAAGGUUGAAGUUUUAAAGAAGCCCUCAAAAUUUCUCAAAACCAGCCUUGUGGGAUUGAUCAAUGAUAAUAAGAGGAAUAAGGUAUUGUUUCCAUAUGAAGAUCUUGUCAAGUUUUUUCAGUAUGAAGCACGUGGUAUUUCUCCUAGAGGUCUUUUCAAUUGCGGAAACAGCUGCUAUGCUAAUGCUGUUCUACAAUGUCUGAUGUGCACAAAGCCACUGAUGAUCUACCUGCUUCUGAGAUUGCAUUCUAAAGACUGUUGCUCAAAAAAUUGGUGCCUUAUGUGUGAACUUGAGCAAUAUGCUUCAACUUUACGUGAAAGUGGUGGACCCUUAUCUCCAAGUAGAAUUCUUUCUAACCUGAGGAAUAUCGGAUGUCGCUUAGGUGGUGGAACUCAGGAAGAUGCUCAUGAGUUCUUAAGGCAUCUUGUGAUGUCUAUGCAAGCAGCGUGCUUGGAUGGGCUGGGUGGUGAGAAGCACGUUGAACCAAGUUUGCAGGAAACAACACUGAUACAACAGAUGUUUGGUGGCCGUCUUAAAUCCAAGGUUAAGUGCCUCAGAUGCUAUCACGAGUCUGAAAGAUAUGAGAAUAUAAUGGAUCUUACUUUGGAGAUUCAUGGCUGGGUGGAGUCCUUGCAAGAUGCUUUGACGCAAUUCACUGCUCCUGAAGAUUUAGAUGGCGAGAAUAUGUAUAAAUGUGGAAGGUGUUCUGCUUAUGUCAAAGCUAGGAAGCAACUGAGCGUGCAUGAGGUGCCAAACAUAUUAACAGUUGUUCUUAAAAGAUUUCAGACAGGAAAAUAUGGCAAGAUCAACAAAUGUGUCACGUUUCCUGAAAUGUUGGACAUGGUUCCUUUCGUGACUGGCUCUGGUGACAACCCCCCUCUUUAUUUCUUGUAUGCCGUGGUUGUACAUGUGGAUACAGAAAACGCAUCAUUCUCUGGGCACUAUAUAUCAUAUGUCAAAGAUAUGCAGGGCACAUGGUUGAGAAUUGAUGACUCAGAGGUCCAGGUUGUAUCAGUGAAUCAAGUUAUGUCAGAAGGUGCAUAUAUGCUUUUCUACUUGAGGUCUUUUCCCCGACCACCAAGGAUAUACAUUGAGAAGGGGCUCUUGCCUGUUCCAACAACUGUAAAGCGUCAUACAUCAAAAUCCUCCAAGGGCUCUAAACAUGAGCGCAAGCAGACAGAGCUACUCUUUUCUGGAAGUGAUCAAACCUAUGGUAUAUAUGAUUUUAGACCCGAUGGAGAAGGCUACAUGCAAGAUCAGCAUCCAGAGUUGAGAUCCAGAGAUUUCCAUCACGCCGAUGAUGCCUUUGCAGACUCAGUUAGCACAGACUUCUCGGAAGCUACAUCAAGUGAAUGGUCACUGUUUACCAGCUCUGAUGAGUCCUCGUUUACCACUGAAAGCACUAGAGAUUCAUUCAGUGUCGUGGACUAUGGAGACAAUGCUGGUCUCGAUCCGAUUUCCUCUAUAUUUGGGCCAUGUUAUGCUCCAGAACACCCUCCUGGGAAUUUCGUCUCAUGUACCAGGUUCUCGCCUUCCAAUCCACAAACAAGGUACUUUUCAGAGAGCACAGACUUUGUCUCGGACUCUUCCAUGCCGACCCACCCUCACGGCAAUGUACAUAGAGGAAGGUACCCAGAUAGGGCAUGCGCCUCAUCAGCCGAACCUCUUGCUUCAGCACAUCAGCGGAGCGGGUAUGGUCGGUAUCCCCUUAGUAGAGAUGGUUUUGUUCAAACAUCUGGAUUUUGCCAAAUGUAA
Molecule: messenger RNA, 2931 nt
Organism: Panicum hallii
Lineage: Eukaryota; Viridiplantae; Streptophyta; Magnoliopsida; Poales; Poaceae
Product: ubiquitin carboxyl-terminal hydrolase 15-like
Exons: 13
Coding region: 1-2931 (976 amino acids)
Biological process (GO): protein deubiquitination
Cellular component (GO): cytosol; nucleus
Molecular function (GO): cysteine-type endopeptidase activity; cysteine-type deubiquitinase activity
Source: RefSeq, a predicted model, not a curated record